Candoia aspera is the source of this 1274-nucleotide messenger RNA. It is a transcript of the gene TAFA3, whose product is annotated as TAFA chemokine like family member 3. The record is from RefSeq and is a predicted model, not a curated record. NCBI's taxonomy places the organism in Eukaryota, Metazoa, Chordata, Lepidosauria, Squamata, Candoiidae. Gene Ontology annotation, molecular function: receptor ligand activity. The transcript is spliced from 6 exons. The coding region runs from base 416 to 817 and encodes 133 amino acids.
UUGGCGGCGGGCAGCGCAAAGGCAGCCUAAUGCCGUGCCGCGCGGCGCCUCCUCCAAAAGCUGCGCGUGUGUGCCGAGCGGCGGAGUGGCACAGCCGGGCAGCCCCGCCAGAGGGACGAGGCGAGGCAAUGCCAGCCGGAUCCCGGCGCCAGAGCCGAAGGGGCCCGGGCACGUGGCUGCGCUGCUGAGACUCAGCCGCGGCGGACGAAUCCGGACGGACGGCCCGCGCGCCCGGGACGCAGCGCGCUGGGGAGAAGAACAUGGGGAGCGGCGUCCCCCGCCGCGAGGACGCGCCGGCGGAGCCGCUGUGAAGGCGCGCCUAAAGAUGCCCUAAUGUUUCCCUUUCUUUUCAAAUACCAAGUCUACCUGAGAUUGGCCAAUGCACAGACAGUAGCUGUAAAGCCCCAAUAGGAGAAUGAGUGAAAGGAACAUCCAAAGUUUGAGCAAAGGGGUAUUGGUGCUCUCUCUCUGCCUUAUAAUGCUUUGGGGAAGGCUGACACUGGCCUCAUCAUAUCACAGAAGCCAUUCAGUGCACAUAGAACCUGGCACGUGUGAAGUCAUUGCUGCCCACAGAUGCUGCAAUAAGAAUAAGAUUGAAGAGCGCUCCCAAACAGUGAAAUGUUCCUGCUUUCCAGGUCAGGUGGCUGGGACAACACGUGCUGCACCUUCAUGUGUAGAUGCUUCAAUAGUGCUUCAGAAGUGGUGGUGCCAAAUGCAGCCAUGUCUAGAAGGAGAGGAGUGUAAAGUGCUACCAGAUUUGUCUGGAUGGAGUUGCAGUACUGGAAACAAAGUAAAGACAACUAAGGUCACACGAUAGAUCUUGGAAGCUCCACUCUUAUCAGGUAUCAUCUUCAUUGACGUGGCCAGCAUUCCAAAAAUGGCACAGUAUGGCUUUUGUUCAGGUGCAAGAUACUUCUCGUAUGCUCUGCAGAGUUGGAAAUACAUGGACUUCCUUGGUACAGGAUAUAACACAUUUGAUGGCUACUUUUUAUGGGCACUUUAUUAAUCUUCCUCAAGUACAUCUGCCUAAGGAAUGGUGCUGCAGUCUGCUUCCUUUUGCAAGAACAAUACCAAGGAUUAAACAACAGGGUUGGUAUCCCUGUCUUGACAGAUAUCUUAGAAAUUUUUCCUGUUUUUGAAAAUAAAAUAUUGCAUCAGCUACUGAUUAAGUAAGUGCAGCCUCAAAGAUAUUUAACCAUCAGUUGCUACCAAUUCUACAAUUCUGGGUCUUGAAUGCAGUUACAACAACUCCCUUCUAUUCCAUAAUUUUUAUU